CCCCCCCCCCCCCCCGCCGCCUCGCUACCGCCGCGGAUCCGGCUGGAGGCGCCGCUGUCAUUCCUGCGCCGGAGGAGCCGGCGCUGCCGGUGCCUAGGGGUCGGGGCUCGGGGGAGCCGGGCCGCGGGGGACCCAACAGGCCAAAAUCCUGAGCAUGAUGGAAGACAAUAAGCAGCUCGCGCUCCGCAUCGAUGGGGCGGUCCAGUCGGCCAGCCAGGAGAUGACCAACCUGCGAGCCGAACUCACGGCCACCAACCGGAGACUGGCGGAACUGAGCGGCGGCGGCGGCGGCCCCGGCCCGGGCCCGGGAGCAGCGGCCAGCGCCUCGGCGGCGGCGGACUCGGCGGCGGCGAACAUGGAGAACCACCAGCACAGCGCGCAAGCACUGCUGCGGGAGGAAGUGUCCCGGCUCCAGGAGGAAGUCCACCUUCUCCGGCAGAUGAAGGAGAUGCUGAUGAAGGACCUGGAGGAGUCGCAGGGCGGCAAGUCCUCCGAGGUCCUCGCGGCCACCGAGCUCAGGGUCCAGCUGGCCCAGAAGGGGCAGGAGCUAGCCAGAGCCAGAGAAGCGUUGCAGGCCAUGAAAGCCGACCGAAAGCGCCUAAAGGGUGAAAAGACGGACCUGGUGAGCCAGAUGCAGCAGCUGUAUGCCACGCUGGAGAGCCGCGAGGAGCAGCUGCGCGACUUCAUCCGCAACUACGAGCAGCACCGCAAGGAGAGCGAGGACGCUGUCAAAGCCCUGGCCAAGGAAAAGGACCUGCUGGAGCGCGAGAAGUGGGAGCUGCGGCGGCAAGCCAAGGAGGCCACGGACCACGCCACGGCACUGCGCUCCCAGCUGGACCUCAAGGAUAACCGCAUGAAGGAGCUGGAGGCGGAGCUGGCCAUGGCCAAGCAGUCCUUAGCCACGCUGACCAAGGAUGUCCCCAAGCGGCAUUCACUCGCCAUGCCUGGCGAGACGGUGCUUAAUGGCAACCAGGAGUGGGUGGUGCAGGCGGACCUCCCACUGACCGCAGCCAUCCGGCAGAGCCAGCAGACUCUCUACCACUCACACCCCCCCCACCCUGGGGACCGGCAAGCGGUCAGGGUGAGCCCCUGCCACUCCCGGCAGCCCUCCGUCAUCUCCGACGCAUCUGCCGCUGAAGGCGACCGGUCGUCCACGCCAAGCGACAUCAACUCCCCUCGACACCGGACGCACUCCCUCUGCAACGGAGACAGUCCCGGCCCAGUUCAGAAGAACCUGCACAACCCCAUUGUACAGUCACUAGAGGAUCUUGAAGACCAAAAACGGAAAAAGAAGAAAGAGAAGAUGGGAUUCGGCUCCAUCUCGCGUGUCUUCGCCAGAGGGAAGCAGCGGAAGUCCCUCGACCCCGGCCUCUUUGAUGGUACCGCCCCUGAUUAUUACAUAGAGGAGGACGCGGACUGGUGAUACCCGCCUCCCUUCGCCUGCUGCCCGGCGGGCGUGUCUGUGCGUGUGGACGUGCGUGCGAGCGGGGAAUGCGCGGCUGGGCGUGCGUGGCGGUGCGUGUGCGCGUGCGUGGGAGCUCUCGCGCACGUGGGCGGGGGGGUGGUGCGGCUGAGGCCCGCUCGCGUGGGCCCCUCCCAGGCGUCACCACCUCUGUAAUUGAUGUACAUACUACAAACGUGUGUGAACAUGUCAACUCUCUGUUGUCCUCGGAGCGAUACAGUUGUGUUGUUAAUCUGGGUUUGUUUUUGUUUUUUCAGUGUUUUUUUUUUUUCCGCUUUUUGGUUCGUUGGGGUUUUUGGUUUUUUUUUUUUUUUUUGGUCCCUUCCCCCCCUUCCCUUUUUAUGAAACUUGAAAACUUGAAGGACUGCUGUGUAUUUGUAAAUAACAAAACUAUUGUGCACUCCGUGCUUGUAAAUGUCCCUCGUCCGAACUGCUACUUCUGGAGCCCGUCUCCCCGAGGAUGUAGUCUGUGUUUGAUGUUCCCCCCACUACACCCCGCCGCCCACCCGUCCCCCCGGUGUGAACGUGUGGGACCAGACCCUGUUCUCGGGGUGCGCCGAGUCACUUUAACCCCCAAACAACAUCGUCAUCAGGGUAAGGUCCACUCUCCACAAAGACUUGCGAGCCCAGCCCAGGGGCCCUGUCUUGUCUCGGUUUGUCAGAGGCCAAACGGGCUCUUUCUAACGGCCUGCCAGUUUUUAAAUUGCGUUGCCGUUUCUUUCUUUACGGGGAAAAGAAAAGAAAAUUGUUCCGUUUAAUUUAUUUGCACAAAUGCAGAAGACUUAUUCUAUCUAAAUUAUUACGUAAAUAUUGGAAUGUAUAUUUUUCCACGGGGGGCGGGCGGGAGGCGGGUUCUCUGUUGACUUGUCUGUUCUAUGAUCAUGCUGCUGCCGAGCUGUGCAAGGUAGAGUUCAGGGUGGCCAGAACCCAGGGACCAUUGGACUGCCAAGCUUGCUUUUUUCCGUUCUUUCUUCUUCUCUCUCCCCCAUUCUCCCAUUCCCGCAUGGGAGUGCGCUCCGCCUUUCUUCCUGCCUGUAGCUCUCUCCAGGCCUUUCUCUAUAUAUUUAUUGAUCUGAAAUAACAGAGCACUGACCUCAGUGAACAGAGUGCCUGCUGUCGUGGUCACCUUCUCUUGGGUCUGCCUUUUGAGAAAGGCUGCCGCGUACAGGGCGAGACAGCCGACUGCAUGAGCACAGGGUGCGACCACAGGGACCCUCAGCCCGAGUUGGUUCCCGAGGCUCCUGGAGCAGCACGCGUUCCUCGCUGCAGCUGUGUCUCAUCCUCGGUUGAUUCUGCACGUUGGCCGGGCAGGUGUCAUGGGGGAGGCGCCCGUCUCAAGGGGCGGCCUGUUGGGGACACAGCAUCCAGCACCAGCACCUCUGCCCUCCCCAUUCAGCUUGGUUCCUCCAGCCACAACGCACAGAGUCUCUCGGGAUCCCUCGGGCCCUCCUCCAACUUGUCACAGCAGCCUGAGCCUGCUCACCCGAGGAGAGAAGGGCUGGCAGGAGCAUCUGCCUAUUUGGAGAGCAGUGUUGGCCCCGGUGAGGCUCCGCCAGCAAAGGGACCGUGAGCACUGUAACACCGGGUGAUGGAGAACACGUGAGCUUCUAAGCCAGGGCCUCCUGAAGUCUAAAACUAGCUUUCCCUUUUCUUUUAACCUGUGAAUCCCCUCCUCUGCACCACCUUAAAUACUAACAGCUCAAUUCACACAUCCUCUAAACAACAGUAGUUGCGCUUUCUGCUAGCAGUAACGUUUUCAGCUCUUACCAAGAAACGGGAGAAUUUUAAAUGCUGGAGCAUGUCUUAUCAGAAGGGAUAGGAUAUUUUGUCCAAAGUCUCUAAAACAAACAGAAAAGCCCCAGUCAGCUGCUCCCUUUCCUUCUGACCUGAUGGGGGGGUUGGAAAGGAGUAGGCAGGGUACCUAAUAAGGAUCUUUCUGGCCUUUGGCUAAGCCGUUUCACCCAGCCUGGCGGCGGGGGAGAGCGGCCAGAGCUGGCAUCUUUCUCUACAGAGAGAUAUUUUAGGAAAUACUUUUCUCCCCCCCAUGAAUUUUUUUCUUUUGGUUGAUUUUUAUUGUUUGCCCUUUAUUUACAAGAAAAUAAGAUUGCAACCCCCUCCUGGUAAUGAUUUAGUAGUUCCUUUUCAUUUCAGUUUUUGGAAAUUAGGAGAUAAUUCUAAGAGUUACUAAGGAUGAUUUAUUUAAGAGAACUACGUCAAAUAGCGAAUGAGUUAUGGGUAACAGUAGAUGAAAAUAACCUUUCCCGUGGGAAAGGUUUCUCGAAGGCAUGGAUGCAAAUAUAAAAUAUUAAAAAAAAUCUAAAUAAAGCUUAUUUUAAAAUAUGAUCGAAUUCUAUGUU
Aethalodelphis obliquidens (Pacific white-sided dolphin) is the source of this 3819-nucleotide messenger RNA. RefSeq names its product kazrin. Bases 155 to 1423 code for a protein of 422 amino acids. The record is from RefSeq and is a predicted model, not a curated record. The transcript is spliced from 9 exons. NCBI's taxonomy places the organism in Eukaryota, Metazoa, Chordata, Mammalia, Artiodactyla, Delphinidae.